Messenger RNA from Vicia faba (fava bean), 540 nucleotides. Lineage: Eukaryota; Viridiplantae; Streptophyta; Magnoliopsida; Fabales; Fabaceae. The record is from the annotation of a GenBank genome assembly.
AUGGAACCACCUGCAGGCCCUCCGGCCGCCGCCCCCGGCGAAAUCCCACCUGCAGACCCUCCGGCCGCCGCCCCCGGCGAAACCUUAAGCAAAAAUGCACAGAAGCGUGAAGCCAAGAACAAGCUGAGAGAAGAGGCUUUGAAGAAAAAGGAAGAGGAGAAAGCCAGAAAGGCUCUUGAAAAUCUAAGUGUCAAAGAGAACAAAGUUGCAGCUGCUGAUGACGAAGAUAUGGAUCCAACGCAAUACCUGGAGAAUAGGCUUAAGUAUCUUGCGACUGAAAAAGCAGAUGGGAGAAACCCGUAUCCUCACAAGUUCUCUGUCACUAUGUCUAUUGAACAAUACAUCAAGGAGUAUGAAGGUUUAAGCGAUGGGCAACACCUUGAGGAUGUUUCUGUGUCUUUGGCUGGCCGAAUCAUGCUCAAACGUGCCUCUGGGGCAAAGCUUGUCUUUUAUGAUCUGCAUGGUGGUGGUUUUAAGGUUCAGGUUAUGGCUGAUGCAAGGUACCCAUUCUUGUUUUCUUCAAAUUUACUGCACAUGUAG